AUGGCGGCGGCGAUGGCGGCUUCACGCAGAUUCCGCGACCUGCCGCUGCGGCGACUGACAGCCCCCACUCACCUGGGUCUCAACCUUAGCCUUCGCCCCAUGAGCUCCUCUGCACAAGAUGAGGCCUCCAGAGCAGCCCCCAGUGAAGCCCCACACCACAACUAUGAGUCCCUUCGGGUGACAGCUGCCCAGAGACACAUUCUGCAUGUGCAGCUUAAUCGGCCGGAGAAAAGGAAUGCCAUGAACAAGGCCUUCUGGAGCGAGAUGGUGGAGUGCUUCAACAAGAUAGCGCAAGAUGCUGACUGUCGGGCUGUGGUGAUCUCUGGUGAAGGAAAAAUGUUCACUUCAGGGAUCGACCUCGUGGACAUGGCUUCAGACCUCCUUCAGCCUCAUGGAGAUGACGUGGCUCGCAUAAGCUGGUAUCUGCGUAACCUCAUCUCCAGAUACCAAGAGACCUUCAGCGUCAUCGAGAAGUGCCCCAAACCCGUGAUUGCAGCCAUCCACGGGGGCUGCAUUGGCGGAGGUGUGGACCUCGUCACCGCCUGUGACAUCCGGUACUGUGCCCAGGAUGCUUUCUUUCAGGUGAAGGAGGUGGAUGUGGGUUUGGCUGCUGAUGUGGGAACGCUGCAGCGUCUGCCCAGAGUCAUCGGGAAUCAGAGCCUCGUCAACGAGCUGGCCUUCACCGCCCGCAAGAUGAUGGCCGACGAGGCCCUGAGCAGCGGGCUGGUCAGCCGAAUAUUCCCAGACAAGGAUGUCAUGCUGGAUGCAGCCUUCAACCUGGCGGCGGCGAUUUCCAGCAAGAGCCCCGUGGCAGUUCAGGGCACCAAAAUCAACCUGCUCUACUCCCGCGACCAUUCAGUGGCCGAGGGCCUCAAUUUCAUGUCAUCCUGGAACAUGAGCAUGCUGCAAACCCAGGACAUCGUUAAGUCUGUCCAGGCAGCCAUGGAGAAGAAGGAACUGAAGAGCAUCACCUUCUCCAAGCUCUGA
Pipistrellus nathusii (Nathusius's pipistrelle) is the source of this 987-nucleotide messenger RNA. Lineage: Eukaryota; Metazoa; Chordata; Mammalia; Chiroptera; Vespertilionidae. The record is from the annotation of a GenBank genome assembly.